Cylicocyclus nassatus is the source of this 761-nucleotide messenger RNA. Lineage: Eukaryota; Metazoa; Nematoda; Chromadorea; Rhabditida; Strongylidae. The record is from the annotation of a GenBank genome assembly.
GAUGUUUUACGCUGUAGUUCUAAUUUUAGUUCUACGAUAAUUGCCAAUCGCUAUGGAGACCCAAAGCGACAAUCUAAAGGCUCUUCUCGGCGUAAUCGCUCGAACUGAAGCUCUUGGAAAGACGGAAUCCAGUUGCGAAGGCGUUCGUGAUAUUGAGAAACUAAGAAUUCGUCUACCUGAUGGUACGAGACCGCGCCCCAAGCACACGUUUACUGACAACAUGAAAGUUCAGAUCUACGAACUCAAGAAAAGUCAGAGUGAGAAGGGGUCGAAUUCCUCUACCAUUAAAAGUGGCGCUGCGGUAAUGACACCUCAUGAAAUUGCAUUUACAUCAAGAGACGUCUAUAUGAGGGAGGAGACUGCCAAGGUUGAAUUGUCAUUAGAUGAGCGUAUAUGUAUCUACCCCGGACAGAAAUUCACAAUUUGUCAAAAUGGAUCCGUUCGCAAAGGUUACAUUAUUCAGGCGCUUCCAUCUAACACAGAAAAGACUCUGGCGGAAAAGCUGAUAGAAGAUUGUGAGUUCAUUACUGGCGAAAACCUAGCUGUUUUGAUUCCACGCGAAAUUCUAGCCAAGCUAGAAGCAGAACCUGACAGCUCGCAUCCGGACAGCGACAAUGUGCAGAGUAACGUUUGAGGAGAUAACACGAGUAUGUCUUUGUGGUGUUGUUCAUUAUUUGUUCCUUGAUGUAUUGAUAGCUGUAGACAUGGUACUAUGGAAGACGUAGUGUAGCAUAUUCUGUACGUUUCCUCACAUAUAUACC